Chionomys nivalis (European snow vole) is the source of this 3044-nucleotide messenger RNA. RefSeq names its product acetylcholinesterase (Cartwright blood group) (gene Ache). NCBI's taxonomy places the organism in Eukaryota, Metazoa, Chordata, Mammalia, Rodentia, Cricetidae. The record is from RefSeq and is a predicted model, not a curated record. Gene Ontology annotation, cellular component: plasma membrane. Gene Ontology annotation, biological process: choline metabolic process; acetylcholine catabolic process. Gene Ontology annotation, molecular function: acetylcholinesterase activity. The transcript is spliced from 5 exons. The coding region runs from base 778 to 2631 and encodes 617 amino acids.
CCCCACCCACCACGCGAACCACUUGUCCCUCCUGCGUAGUGAUCUCGUGUGGGCACAAAGCUGCACAAUUUCCACCGUCACUCGGGUGCUGAUAGGGAGACUCCCUAGAAGGCAGGGCGUGUGGUCUGUAGGACUCGUGAGCAGGCUGGGGGCUCCAAGGCCUGGCCGCUCCCACCUGCUAACCACAGCGACCAAUGAAAGCUUGGCCUGGUGAUGUCAUGGCCCGGCCGACCCUUGUGAUGACAGCCGGAGGUCAUCGGUCAGGGGAAUCAGCUCAAGCCCACCCUUGGGGGUUCCGGAAGUUUCCACUGCUGCAGCCGCGUGCAAGUCUCGCCCUGCAGCCUUCUGCAGGCCACUAUGUGGUCUGCCUUCUCAACUGUCCCCGCGUCACCUCUCCUUGCCCUCGGGGGUCUCCUCGUAUGAGGAAGAGCCUGCGUUUCUGUGUCUGUUCCCACAGGUGUCCCUUCAUCUCCAGAGAUGCUCCACGUCAUUUUUUUCUACCAGUGCCAGCUGAGGGGGUCCUCGGCAAGGAUUUCACGUGUCGCUUCUCCUAAGCCACCCCCAUGCUAUGUCGUGGUUACAGAUGCUCAAGUAAUAGGCCUCUGAUCUUUCUGGAUUAGGGCUGUCAUUAUGUCCUUCCGUCCAUGAAAGUCGGUCUGUCUGUGACUUGUCACCGCAGGAGACUGUCGCCUGCGUGAGCGGUGUCUGGUGUCUCCGCAGGCUGCGGUCCGUCUGUCACGUGGGUGUCUGACCCGUCGCUGCAGACAUCCGCCUGUCAUGGCAGUCAUGAGGCCUUCCUGGUAUCCCCUGCACACACCCUCCCUGACAUCUCCCCUCCUCUUCCUCCUCCUCUCCCUCCUGGGAGGAGGAGCAGGGGCUGAGGGCCGGGAAGACCUACAGCUGCUGGUGAGGGUUCGAGGGGGCCAGCUGAGGGGCAUUCGCCUGAAGGCCCCUGGGGGCCCAGUCGCAGCUUUUCUGGGCAUCCCCUUUGCAGAGCCACCUGUGGGCUCACGUAGGUUUAUGCCACCAGAGCCCAAGCGGCCCUGGUCAGGAGUGUUGGAUGCUACCACCUUUCAAAAUGUCUGCUACCAAUACGUGGACACCCUGUACCCUGGGUUUGAGGGUACUGAGAUGUGGAACCCCAACCGAGAGCUGAGUGAAGACUGCCUGUAUCUUAAUAUAUGGACACCAUACCCCAGGCCUACUUCUCCCGCACCUGUCCUCAUCUGGAUCUAUGGGGGUGGCUUCUACAGUGGAGCAUCCUCCUUGGACGUGUAUGAUGGCCGUUUCCUGGCCCAGGUUGAGGGGACCGUAUUGGUAUCUAUGAACUACCGAGUAGGAACCUUUGGCUUCUUGGCCCUGCCGGGCAGCAGAGAAGCCCCUGGCAACGUAGGCCUGCUGGAUCAACGGCUUGCCUUGCAAUGGGUACAAGAAAAUAUUGCAGCCUUUGGGGGAAACCCGAUGUCAGUGACUCUGUUUGGGGAGAGUGCAGGUGCAGCCUCGGUGGGCAUGCACAUUCUGUCCCCGCCCAGCCGCAGCCUCUUCCACAGGGCUGUCCUACAGAGUGGUACGCCCAACGGGCCCUGGGCCACCGUGAGUGCAGGAGAGGCCAGGCGCAGGGCCACACUGCUGGCCCGCCUAGUGGGCUGUCCCCCAGGUGGCGCUGGUGGCAAUGACACAGAGCUGAUAGCCUGCCUGCGGACACGGCCAGCUCAGGACCUGGUGGACCACGAAUGGCAUGUGCUGCCUCAAGAGAGUAUCUUCCGAUUUUCCUUCGUGCCUGUGGUGGACGGGGACUUCCUCAGUGACACGCCAGACGCCCUCAUCAAUGCUGGAGAUUUUCAAGACCUGCAGGUGCUGGUGGGUGUGGUGAAGGACGAGGGCUCCUACUUUCUGGUUUACGGGGUCCCAGGCUUCAGCAAAGACAAUGAAUCUCUCAUCAGCCGGGCCCAGUUCCUGGCUGGGGUGCGGAUCGGUGUACCCCAAGCAAGUGACCUGGCGGCCGAGGCUGUGGUCCUACAUUAUACAGACUGGCUGCACCCUGAGGACCCUGCCCACCUGAGGGAUGCCAUGAGUGCAGUGGUAGGCGACCACAACGUUGUGUGCCCCGUGGCCCAGCUGGCUGGGCGACUGGCUGCCCAAGGGGCCCGGGUCUAUGCCUACGUCUUUGAACACCGUGCCUCCACAUUGACUUGGCCCCUCUGGAUGGGGGUGCCCCAUGGCUAUGAAAUCGAGUUCAUCUUUGGGCUCCCCCUGGACCCCUCGCUGAACUACACCAUGGAGGAGAGAAUCUUUGCUCAGCGACUUAUGAAAUACUGGACCAAUUUUGCCCGCACAGGGGACCCCAAUGACCCUCGAGACUCCAAGACCCCACAGUGGCCACCGUACACCACUGGAGCGCAGCAAUACGUGAGCCUGAACCUGAGGCCCUUGGAGGUGCGGCGGGGGCUGCGCGCCCAGACCUGCGCCUUCUGGAAUCGUUUUCUCCCCAAAUUGCUCAGCGCCACUGACACGCUGGACGAGGCAGAGCGCCAGUGGAAGGCCGAGUUCCACCGCUGGAGCUCCUACAUGGUACACUGGAAGAACCAGUUCGACCACUACAGCAAGCAGGAGCGCUGCUCAGACCUGUGACCCUGGGGGGACCCUCAGGUCUCGUCGCCUUGCCCGAGCCCCUAGCUGUAUAUAUACUAUUUAUUUAAGGGCUGGGAUAUAAUACAACCAAGACCCAGACCCUGUCCACCCCAUCCCGACUCCCCCCCACCAGGGGCUCCCCUUCUGCAUGUCUGGGACCGAGCUCCCAUCCCCGCGGUGCCUUCGCCCCUCCGGGCCGCCAAUAAACUGUUACAGCCACUAGUCUGUGCGACUGGCGGGAAGUUGGGGCGGGGACCGAGACAGUGCUGGAAACAGAAGCCUCAGGAUUGGCGAACAUCGAUGCACCUUGCCUGCAGGAUCCGGCGGAAGCAAGUUCUGGACCCACCCCUUGGGGCGGAGCUUGCGACUGCGCAGCAAGGCUGCUCGUCCACGCCUUUUAGAAGGUUCCGAAA